UAAAGUAGAUCCCAGAAAAAGGUAACAAAGAAACGAUUCAUGUUUGAAAUGGAUAACUUGAAUUGCCAGGGAAAUCGUUUUAUAACUAGUUAGUAUAAGCUGGUUGUUUAGUAUCAAAUAAUCAAUGUAUCAGUUUUGUACUGUAUAAGCGAUCUAAAGGUCAUUCAGUUUCUUUUAUUAAGUGAAUUUUAAAUCAGCAGACAGAUUUUUGCAGCUAUGUCAAGCUACAUCUAUUUCACCUUGUGUAAAUAAGGUUUCCCGGAAAUAGAAUGAAUUUGCUGAUGAAUUAAACCAUUUCGAUUUUGCAAAUCAAGUAAGAAACGAGUAAACGGAUCAGCCAUAACCGAACCAGCCUCUUGGUUGAAUAAAGAGAAGGAUGUUUUAUUUUAAAACAAUGCACAGGGCAUUUUAGCUAUCUUGUCUGAUGUUGUUCGGCUAAUACGUGGCUCAUAAAUUUAUGGAUGCAAAUAUUAACAUCAGUUAUCAUCAGUUUAAUGUCUAUUCCAGAACAAAAUUUACAACUCAACAUACAUGUAUAUGGUAUGACUUUUUGCUUUGAAUAGAGUUCGCAAAAAUGGCAAUAAAUUUUUUAAUAUCGAGUGAUUUUCCGCACCAGAUAAUGAUAACUUAAAAUCAGUUUUUUUUGGAAUUUUCAAGACUUUCCAAACUAACUUAAAAUGUCAAAAUUUCAACAAAAAAAUGUUACUGAUGUAAACUAACCAUCGAAAACAUAAUUUUUACACAUGCUACAACAAUAAAAACAAUCAUUCAUUUCGGGUUCACUUAGAUGUCACUUAGGUUCAGAUGUUUAAUUAGCUCAUUGUUUAUUUGAAUCUUUUACAGUCAAGUGGCUGAUGCAGUAAAAUAAAAUUGAGUACGUUUUACUCGAUUUUGUCUGAUAAAACUCUGAUUUUCUAACGAUAAUCAAGUGAAUAAAAUUUUCAUCGCCUUGAAAAUUGUAAAAACCCGUUUUGACAUGAAAAAAGCCUUGUGAAGUUAAUGAAUAGAUACCUUUCCGAUAUGAAUUUUGUUCAUUGAUAUUGUGACGCACUUGGGAAAACAAACAAAGUGAAUAAGUCGCUAUAAAAAAGAGACAUAAAUCUUAAAAAUUAAGAUGAUUACAGUCCAAGAAAUACUUUUAGAUUGAUAAAUUGCUGACUCAUUUUUAUGAUGCGAUUAGUGAAUGAAAUUCAGAAUAAUUGGCGAAAAUGCUAAGCAAAAUUCUGGUCUUAGCUUAAGCCUUUUUUUGAACUUAUGACUCAUUCUAUAUGGUUAUAUACGCGUAUAUUGUGAUGGUUCAUUCAAAUUGUCGAUAAAAUCAUAUCCUUAUAGCCUUAAAGUUUCAAAAGUCUGCUGUUUGAAGUCCAUUUAAUCAUAUCGAAACUGCAAAAUUAUUCAACUAUAAUGAAGUAAACGCCAACGAAGCUUUCAACUAGUAUAAAAUGAAGCGAUCGUAAUAAAAAGAUUUCCCUUCAACAUAGAAGUAUAAAAAGCUAGCUUGUGUCGAUAUUUUCAAUUGUUCAACUAUAAUAAAUCAAAAAGUUAAAAUACGAAAUCUUAUUGAACACACCUGAGAUAAAAAACAAAUUUCGAUGUCUCAUCUUAUCAACUUUGACAUUUCUAUUACUCGUUUUAAAUUUAAUUUUCAUCAGCUGUAUUUGAGUUGCUAGGCUAGUAGAAUAACUUUUUCAUUUUCAAACGCAGUUUCUUGUUCAAUUUGAAUGAUGAUUAGCAUGUUUCUAUUCAGAAAGCAAUUAAUAUUCCUAGAUACAAAUACCAUUGGUUAAAUGUCUUUUUGUGAACAGUUUAUGAAAUGUUGAUACUUAUACCACACUAAUGAAGCAAACAAUAAAGAAGUUUUCAAGAGAUCAGUAACUAGCAUGAAAUGGAGCGAUUGCAAUGAAAAGAAUCCAAUUCAACAUAGAAGUAUAACAAUAAGGCAUAAAAAGUCCUCGUUGGCCCAUUUUUCUUCUCAUUGAAUUGAAAGAAAAAUAAGGAAACCCUUUCUUCUAACAAAGUAAAAGUAAGUCGAGUAAUGAGAGAGUAAAAAACGUUGCCUUAAGAGGAUAGUGGUGUGGAACAAUCGCACAGGCUUAAAAAACGGGUACUCUAGUGCAAUUUCACUAGUGCAACGUAAUUUAAAUUUCAGUUUCAAUGCUCAAAUGAUGCGAAUUCAGGUUUACAAUGCAUUACUGAUUAUGAAAUGAUCUUUGAGUAUCAACAAAUGAUUUUACUUACUGUAUGAACUUAAUAUGAUUGACUAGCUUUGGCUAAUGAGUUUACGAUCUUUCACGCUACGAUAGUGACCUUUCAAGUCGACUCACUCGCAAGCGCCACAAACAAGAAGUUAUCAUCAUUAGAAGUACAAUCAGGGUUUAACAAGUCAUUUUUUUGACAUGACUGAAAUUCCUGAUUCUGAAUGUUGAUGCGAAGAAUUGCCAAAAUGCUAGGAAAGCUGCCGAGAAAAGACUUUCUACCGCAAUAGAAAAGAAUAAAAGCAAGAAUUAGAGAAAAGCUUAACCCAAUGAAAAAGACAAAGAUUUAGACAAAUUAUAUGAAAAAAUUUUAAAUUUUGUUUCAACCAAUUGUUGAAUUAUAACGAAUUUUGCAAAUAACAAUACAUAGUGUAUAGCUAAUGUUAUGUAAAUUUCUGCUGAUGCGUGGAAUGGAAAGAAUGAAAUUGAUCCAUCACAUACAAUUAGGAAUGUAUUCAGUCACAUAAGUUUUCGGUAAAUUACCAAGACUUAGAAGUUCUUCAAGAAUGACUAAAUCAUUGAAUAUUAUCACUGGAAACUCGGUUGAUCUGCUUACACUGCAAAUUCAACUCAAAUAAAAAUCUAGUAACAAAUGGUUGUCCAUCAGCUGAACCAGUUAUUUUCUUGGCAAUAAUUCCAUUAAUUGUUUAAAUGGUAACAAUAAUGAGAGGCUAAUCUCAAAUUGAGAUUCUCAUUGGGGACUCUAAAUUUUUCAAUAGUUACAAAAGCAAUACUGGCCUUAAAGUGAGAAGGCCAAAGUGAGCUGGCGGCUACUUCUACAGCCUUGCCGUUCUGUGUUAAGAACCAAACCUUUAUCAUAUUUUGUCAGUUUACUUUCAGCUUAAACUCAUUUCCACGUGUUUCCUUUUUUAAAAUUCCACUGAAUAUUGAUCAUAAUGCUUGUUAAAAUGGCAGAACAGAAUGAUUCCAAUAAAACUACAUUCAAAGUGAAGUUUUUAGGUGACUAUCAUGACAUAGUCAUUCAUUGGAAUGAUGAAUAUGACCAUCAACAGCUAAAAAAACAAUUGUUCGCACAGCUUGAAUCAAUUACUGGAGUACCAAGCCAACAUGUUUAUAGUAUUUAUCUUCGGGAUCCUAAUGUACAGGGGGAGAGACCCAGCUAUGAAUAUUAUUACUCUAUUUUGAACCUGACCAAUUCUCAUGGCUAUCCGAACCAUCUGGCUAAGGAGCGAUUCUGUGAUGCAAUUAGUUUUGCCGGUUUCCGUUUUCUUCUCGAUUAUAAUGUUUAUUUUGAUUCGCCGCCUGAUGUGAACCUUCCCAAUACUUGUGUAAUUUAUCGCCUAAUACCUGAAUGGAUGGUUCCAGAGGGAGUGUGCAGAUAUGGUUUUUGUCAACAUCGAAAUACUAAAAGUAUCUUCAACAAGAUACAAGAUCUUAUUAAUAACGUUGAAUUGAAUGCGAAAAUUUGGUCUCACGUUCGACCAAUACAAGCAAUGAGACAAAGACGAAAAAUUUACAGGCAAUUCAAUGUCCUACAAUAUUUCUGGCUUAUUUGUGAUGAUGUCUAUUCGCGAUUCCCCAAUGAUACACAAAGACUUAUAAAAUGUGAGCCAAACCUUUACCUGAGAACUCGUGGUUGAUUAUUAAUUAUUUAACUUACUACAGACUCGAAGUUUCUUCUGAUUUAUAAGUAAAAUGAUGACAAAUAAAAUGUAAUGAAUGCAAAAUUUGUUUGAUGAACAUAAAGAAUCAAUGAAAAUAAAGAUUUUGCUGCUUUUCAUUUCUUGCUAUUAACCUUAACCUUUGCUAAUAAGGUUGUGGAAAUAGGAAUU
Molecule: messenger RNA, 4048 nt
Organism: Tetranychus urticae (two-spotted spider mite)
Lineage: Eukaryota; Metazoa; Arthropoda; Arachnida; Trombidiformes; Tetranychidae
Source: RefSeq, a predicted model, not a curated record